This is a messenger RNA of Alternaria alternata, 1630 nucleotides long. Its product is annotated as NAD(P)-binding protein. The transcript has a single exon. The record is from RefSeq and is a predicted model, not a curated record. Bases 286 to 1257 code for a protein of 323 amino acids. NCBI's taxonomy places the organism in Eukaryota, Fungi, Ascomycota, Dothideomycetes, Pleosporales, Pleosporaceae.
UGUCAGUCAACGCAGUACCGGACACCGAGUCUGACUAAUCCGUGACUGUUUUGUUUGCUCUUGACGUCAAUGUCGUUGAACGUGCGCCCUACUUGUUAUCAUAUUUCUUCCACCAAGUUCUCGAUUGCUGCUUGCCUGACUAAAUUUACACUCACGAUCGAAUCUUACCACACCUUAUCAAUCCUCUCGGUCUGUGCGAAACUUGCUCAGCUCGCCAACUAGCUUAGCUGCAUACGCAAAGGCAUACGAAUCAGAUUCCCAAAUCAUCCACACGCAGAAGCAGCCAUGGCAUCUUUUCCCGCCUUCCUCAAAUCGCAACUCCUCUACACGCCCAAAGUCCCCGAAUCCACAACCUUCACCGGCAAAACGGUUAUAGUAACCGGCGCAAACACCGGGCUUGGACAAGAAGCAGCUCGCCACUUCGUGCGCUGCGGCGCCUCAACCGUGAUUAUCGCCUGCCGAACACGAUCGAAAGGCGAAGCUGCUCUGCGUGACAUCGAAGCCAGCACUAAGCGAACCGGUGUUCUGCAAGUGUGGGAACUAGAUUUGUCCUCCUACGCUAGCGUGAAAGCUUUUGCGAAGAAGUGCGAGAGCCUACCUUGUAUCGAUAUCGUGCUCGAAAAUGCAGGUAUCGCACAGGGCAAGUUCAAUGUUUUGGAGGGACAUGAGGCGCAUAUUACCGUGAAUGUCAUUUCGACGUUUAUGCUCGCGCUGCUUUUGCUGCCUAUCCUGCGCCGAUCAGCGGAGAUUCACAAGACGAAGCCGUAUCUCACGAUCGUUACGUCUGAGGUGCACCAUUGGACGCAGUUUCCGCAGAAGAACGCUGAGAGCAUCUUCGCAGAGCUAGACGACGAGAAGAAGGCAGAUAUGGCGGAUCGGUAUAAUGUCUCCAAGUUGAUGGAGAUCUUGCUCAUUCGACACAUGACCCAGGUCCUAAUCAAAGACAAGACGAAGUACCCCGUGGUCAUCAACUGCGUUACUCCUGGUCUUUGCAAGUCUGAGUUGGUCAAGGACUUGGGUUUGGCGCCGGUGGUGUUCAAAAAGCUGUUGGGUCGACCGCUGGAAGUCGGCAGUCGGUUGCUGGUGAAUGCGACUGCACUGCCCGACAGCCAGGGCGAAUAUAUCAUUGACGACCAUGUCUCCGAGCCGUCACCACUGGCGAGGAGUGCUGAGGGUGCCGAGCUUGGUAAGAGGAUCUGGAAGGAGUUGAGCGAGAUUCUGGAAAAAGCCAGUCCUGGUAUUACCAAGAACUUGUAGGGUAGAUUUUUCGGCGAUGUUUUCCUUUCGGUCUUUCCUUGUCUUUGGUUUGUGGGUGACAAAUACGAAAUCCCUAUUUCUACCAAAUACUUUUGAAUAAUGUAGCCUAGUGGCAUCUGCUGGAGUUCGUCUUGACCGCUCGAACUUAUAAAGACAGUGUUUACCUUUAGAACAAGUACUAGGAAUGGUAUAUGAACAGUUUGUAAAGCGCCGGUUGGUGAUGUUUCCGAAUGACAUCCCUCAUUUCCUUUUGGUUCUAAUAAACCAAAUUCCCAAUACCUGAUAUAAUUCCAGACCUGAUAUAGAACGCCGGCACCGGAUCAGUGUGAUCAUGACCUCCAUCUAUCUAAGAAGUACCUAGCCUUCUCAAGAA